AUGGAUUGUGUCACGUUUAAAGUUAAUGGAGAGGAAUUUACAGUCGGGAGCGAUGUUAGCUCCACUACAACCCUGCUGGAGUACCUCCGCACGAGGUUGGAGCUGCGCGGCACCAAGUACAUGUGUCUGGAGGGAGGCUGCGGCGCCUGCAUCGUCAGCGUUGUCAAAUGCCCGGGUUUAAAUCCGGAAGCUGUUAAUUCAUGCCUGGUAUCAGUGACGUCGUGCCAGGGUUGGGAAGUCACCACCAUAGAGCAUGUCGGCAACCGCCUGAAGGGCUACCACCCGCUGCAGACCACCCUCGCAGAGAGCAACGGCUCGCAGUGCGGCUACUGCAGCCCGGGGUGGGUCAUGUCUAUGUACAGUGGUAUGGUGGUAGACCUAAGCUCUAGCAGGCCCGGGUCUAGGAGGCCUGGCCCUGGGAGACCAGGCCCUGUAGUGGGCGGUUAA
Messenger RNA from Bicyclus anynana (squinting bush brown), 447 nucleotides. RefSeq lists its product as uncharacterized. Lineage: Eukaryota; Metazoa; Arthropoda; Insecta; Lepidoptera; Nymphalidae. Gene Ontology annotation, molecular function: 2 iron, 2 sulfur cluster binding; iron ion binding; oxidoreductase activity. Bases 1 to 447 code for a protein of 148 amino acids. The transcript has 4 exons. The record is from RefSeq and is a predicted model, not a curated record.